Molecule: messenger RNA, 1869 nt
Organism: Yamadazyma jaroonii
Lineage: Eukaryota; Fungi; Ascomycota; Pichiomycetes; Serinales; Debaryomycetaceae
Source: the annotation of a GenBank genome assembly
AUGACUAGUGAAAGAAGAUCAUUGGAUGAGAAAGUCUUAGAAAAAUCAGCCUCUGAUAUGGAGAAAAACGUAUCUGAUGUUGAAUAUGGAACUAAAGAGUCAGAAGUUGAAAAUCAACUUCAUUUACUUGAUUCCAACACUUCUACAGAAUAUAUCAAAAGUAGAGGGGUUAAAAGAAUAGAAAAUGUUAAAACUAUGAUCAGUAGUUCACCUAAGGGUAAAAGUAUCAUGAUAGGUUUAUGUAUUUGUUUGUUAGUGGUUGCUUGGGCCCAUGCUUUUGAUUCUUCUACUACUUACAAUUAUUCAGUUCCUGCUACUUCAAGUUUUAACAGACAUUCUAUGAUUUCAACUUUAAGUAUAGCUACCUCCCUUAUCUCCUCCAUCAUGAGACCUAUCUUAGGUAAGAUGGCCGAUAUCACCUCCAGACCUUGGUGUUAUGCCUUAUCAUUGGUUAUUUAUACUUUAGGAACCAUCAUAGCUGCAUCUUCUUCUACUAUUGGGGCUUAUAUCAUCGGAGAAGUUCUUACAUCUGUUGGGGUUACAGGUAUUUCCUUCAUGAAUAGUGUUAUUGUAGCUGAUUUAACUACUUUGAAAUGGAGAGGGUUGAUGUUUGGUAUUCUCUCAACUCCUUAUUUGAUUAAUACUUGGUUUGCGGGAUUGAUCGUUCAAGCUAUCUUGAAGACCAAUUGGAGAUGGGGUUUUGGUAUGUUUGCCAUUAUUAUGCCUGUAGCUGUAGCACCAGCUGUUAGUGUUAUUGCUAUGUUUGAACACAAAGCCCAAAAACUUGUCACUAAGGAGAAAAAGCCCAAAAAACCUUGGACUGCCAUUAUUUAUAGAGCUUUGAUCGAUAUUGAUGCUUUGGGAUUGAUCUUGUUGGGAUUCGGAUGGUCCCUUUUAUUACUUCCUUUCUCCUUAUACAGUUACGCUGAUAAUGGUUGGAGAAACCCUAGUAUUAUCGCCAUGAUAGUCACGGGAUUCGUUAUCUUGGUACUUUUCGUGAUCUAUGAAAAUACUAUCUGUCCAAAAUCAUGUAUGCCUGCCAGAGUAUUGAAGAAUAAGACUUUCAUUGCCUGUGCUUUAAUCGAUGCAAUGUAUUUGAUGGCCGGACAAGUCCGUGGAUUAUACUUAUCCACCAUUGUUUGGGUAACCAAAGACAUUUCUGAUCAGAACUGGACUUAUUUCAAUAACAUCAUGACCAUGUCGUUAUGUUCAUUCGGUGUCCUUGCUGGUGUUAUCUGUAGAGUCACUCAUCGUUAUAAGUACAUGCAAGUAUGUGGAUUAGCUGUUAAAGUAUUAGGUUAUGGGUUAGCCAUUAGACCUCAAGGUCAAAUAGCUCCAUUAGCAGCUUUCAUAAUGGCUCAAAUUAUCAUUGGGUUUGGUGGAAGUUUCGGGGUCAUAGGUACUCAAUUAUCUUCCCAAGCUUCUGUUCCUCAUGAAGAUAUGACCUUGGUUAUGGGGAUGUUAUCAUUAUUCUCCAAUAUUGGUGGUGCCAUUGGGUCGUGUAUCUCUGGACCCAUUUGGACUUCUAAAUUACCAGGUUACUUGAGAGAAUUCAUCCCCCAAGAUACCCCUGAUGCUGUGGUUCAAGGUUACUUCACUAAUGUUUCUUCCUUAAGGGCUUUACCUUAUGAUAGUCCCGAUAGACAGGGUGCCAUCAAGGCUUAUUCUUAUGUUGCUUAUUACCUUUUCAUCAUCGCUGUUUGUUUAGAAGCUCUUGAAUUCUUAUUAAGUUUCCUCCAAACUAACUAUUACUUGGGUGAUACUCAUAAUGCCGUUGAAGACCAACAUGGUAAAGAUCCUACCGAUCCAACUAAGGAUGCUGUAGCUCCACAAACCAAAAAAGAGAAGUUCUUCCAUCUUUUUAAAUAG